Molecule: messenger RNA, 3016 nt
Organism: Calidris pugnax (ruff)
Lineage: Eukaryota; Metazoa; Chordata; Aves; Charadriiformes; Scolopacidae
Gene: PAK1
Product: p21 protein (Cdc42/Rac)-activated kinase 1
Exons: 15
Coding region: 220-1851 (543 amino acids)
Biological process (GO): intracellular signal transduction; regulation of MAPK cascade; regulation of axonogenesis
Cellular component (GO): cytoplasm
Molecular function (GO): ATP binding; protein serine/threonine kinase activity
Source: RefSeq, a predicted model, not a curated record
CUUCCCCCUUCUCCUCCUGUUCUUCCAUCUCUUGCUGUGGGCGUGUUAAUCUCCCUCGCAGCUUUUUAGGAUAAAGCUGGAAAAACUCCUCCUUGCGGAGCAGUUUGUGUGUGUGUUCCCUGGAUGCUGAGAAAUUGCUUUUCCCUGGUCGUUUUGGAGUUGGAGAAGUAAAGCUCACCUCUGCCCAGAGAACAGAAGUAACGGCCUCCCUGACUGAAGAUGUCUAACAAUGGGGUUGAAACAGAAGACAAACCACCUGCUCCUCCCAUGAGGAAUACCAGCACCAUGAUUGGAUCGGGCAACAAAGACGCUGGGACUUUAAACCAUGGCUCAAAACCUUUGCCUCCCAACCCAGAAGAAAAGAAAAGAAAAGGAUUUUACCGAGCUAUUUUACCAGGAGAUAAAACCAAUAAAAAGAAAGAGAAGGAGCGGCCGGAGAUCUCCCUCCCUUCAGACUUUGAGCACACAAUCCAUGUGGGGUUUGAUGCAGUCACAGGAGAAUUCACAGGAAUGCCGGAGCAAUGGGCGCGUUUACUGCAGACUUCCAACAUCACCAAGUCGGAGCAGAAGAAGAACCCCCAGGCAGUGCUGGACGUGUUGGAGUUUUACAACUCCAAGAAGAUCUCCAACAGCCAGAAGUACAUGAGUUUCACAGAUAAAUCAGCGGAGGAUUAUAAUUCAUCAAACACAUUGAACGUGAAGGCUGUCUCCGAGACUCCCGCAGUGCCCUCAGUGUCCGAAGACGAAGAUGAUGAAGAUGAUGCAGCUCCACCCCCUGUGAUAGCUCCGCGGCCUGAACACACAAAAUCCAUAUACACCCGCUCUGUGAUAGAUCCCCUUCCUCCUCCUACCAGAGACGUGGCGACCUCUCCUAUUUCUUCUCCCACGGAAAACAACGCAGCGGGGCCUGACAUGCUGGUCAGGAACGCGGAGAAACAAAAGAAAAAGCCAAAAAUGUCAGACGAAGAGAUCUUGGAAAAAUUAAGAAGUAUUGUGAGUGUGGGCGAUCCGAAAAAGAAAUACACAUGUUUUGAGAAGAUUGGACAAGGAGCCUCAGGUACGGUUUACACGGCAAUAGAUGUAGCUACAGGACAGGAGGUUGCAAUCAAACAGAUGAAUUUGCAGCAGCAGCCCAAAAAAGAACUGAUUAUUAAUGAAAUCCUUGUGAUGAGGGAAAACAAGAACCCCAACAUCGUCAACUACUUGGACAGUUACCUUGUAGGAGAAGAGCUCUGGGUGGUCAUGGAGUACUUGGCAGGAGGCUCCCUGACAGACGUUGUGACAGAGACCUGCAUGGACGAGGGACAAAUCGCGGCUGUGUGCCGAGAGUGUCUCCAAGCUCUGGAAUUCCUCCAUUCAAACCAAGUUAUUCACAGAGACAUCAAGAGUGACAACAUCCUGCUGGGAAUGGAUGGCUCUGUCAAACUAACUGACUUCGGCUUCUGUGCCCAGAUCACUCCUGAGCAGAGCAAACGCAGUACCAUGGUGGGGACCCCCUACUGGAUGGCACCCGAAGUGGUGACACGCAAAGCCUAUGGGCCCAAAGUGGAUAUCUGGUCGCUGGGGAUAAUGGCCAUUGAGAUGAUCGAAGGAGAGCCUCCCUACCUCAACGAGAACCCUCUGAGAGCCCUGUAUCUCAUUGCUACUAACGGGACUCCAGAACUGCAGAAUCCAGAAAAGCUUUCAGUCAUAUUCCGAGACUUCUUAAACCGCUGUCUGGAAAUGGACGUGGAAAAGAGAGGUUCGGCGAAAGAGCUGCUGCAGCACCAGUUCCUGAAAAUUGCAAAGCCUCUGUCUAGUCUCACUCCUCUGAUUCUUGCGGCGAAAGAGGCGGCCAAGAACAACCAUUAAAGCAGUGGAGUCGGCACAGUCGUCGUGUCGAGACUUUUAGGUGUUGGUUCCAGAGAAUGAAAUUAUUCAGGAUUACCUGUCCCUCUCCCCUUCUACUCCUGCUUCACAGGGGUGUUCUUAAAACUUUGAUCUGCCCCAAAAGGUGGCAGAGUUUUUGCUCACUGAAUGUGGAAGGGCACCCAACAGGGACACUCCUGCUCUUACGUAGGGAACCAUCUUCCCAUCCUCAUGAUGGGGGCGAGAGGGGAAGAGUCUUUUCUGUGGUUGAGAAGGUCUUUCUGAGAACGUCUUAACCUGACCUACACGUAGCGAAGCCAGUUGUUUUUCCUGUUUCUUACUGUUGUUUAUUUAAAAAAAAAAAAAAAACAACAAGAAAACAUGGAGCCUUAGACCAUGUUUAUCUUAAUAAAUGAAAUCUUUUGCUGGCUGGACUCUUCCUGCUUCUGGCAAGCUGCUCUCACACCGCUGAGGCUGCUCUGUGCUUUGGGUGACUCGAGGAGGCAGCAGGAACGUCAAGAGCUGUAACAACCGAGAGGGGAAGGAGGGUGUGAAUACACACAUCUCAUCUCCUGGAACGCUGCUGGAUGCUUCGAGGGAGCGUGGAGAUGGCCUCCGUGUGCUUCCUGCAGCCGCUGGAGAACUUAAUUCACGGAUGAUCUUUUUUUUUGCCAAAUUGUGUGAACUGGGGACGCCUCUCCCCUUUCAGUUUCAACUCCACUAGUUAAAUCUCAGACAUUACUGAUGUCGUAGAAGGUAAAUUUGCUGGAGAAAAUUGACAAGAGAGCUCUUUUAGGGUUAUUUUAUCAGCGCUGUGAGGCUUCUUAGAGACCCUUGCCCUGUACGAUAAAGCAAACAGAGCAAUUACUGUUAUAAAGAUAAGAUUUGCCUGCAAAAUGAUGUUGAUGUUGUUUCUUAGAGCAAAUCCAGUGGACAACAAACUGAUCGUGGAUGCUGCUUUCUUGGAGACGUGGGGACGUUAAUUUUUUUUUUUUUUUGGAAAUUAUAGUGGUUUCUUUAUGCUACUGAUUCCUUUCGUUGCUAAUAGUCUGUAAAACAACAGGAAACCUGGAACUACUAGAGCGAUUGGUUGUAAACACUGGGCUUAUGUUCAACUGUAUACUGAUUAUUUUUUUUUUUUAAUAAAAUGAACUGCUGCCUUUCUUAA